Molecule: messenger RNA, 2666 nt
Organism: Malaclemys terrapin pileata
Lineage: Eukaryota; Metazoa; Chordata; Testudines; Emydidae
Gene: MTMR12
Product: myotubularin related protein 12
Exons: 14
Coding region: 687-2624 (645 amino acids)
Source: RefSeq, a predicted model, not a curated record
UCUGACCUCCCAGCGCUAGUCAUUUCUAUCUCGCAACACAUUAUGAUAUGUUCCCAAAAGGCAUCAUGCCAGAUGGCAGCACAUGACAUACUGGGAUACCUACCCAUAGUGCUUUACAUCAGCCUAAGUGCUCUUGGUGAGUACCUGCUGCAUCGACAUAAGCAGCCAAAUAUGCACAUGCAUGAGCGAUAUAGAGACUUUGGCACCCGUAUGCCAUUGUAACUUGCGUCGACCAAAGUUUGUAGUGUAGACGUGGCCUAAGUGACUUGCCCAAGGUCACAUGGGAAGUCUAUGGCAGAGCAAGUAACUUGAACCAAGGUCUCCCAAGUCCCAGUGUCGUGCCUCAACCACUGCACCUCCUUCGCAAAAUGUGUAAGUCAAGGUAUUGUCUAAACAGGUCUUGCACAGCUGUGGAGAAGCCUUUUGAGGCCAACUAAUUCUGGCUGUUUACAUCCUUCUUCCUAUUCUCCUGGGCUGGAGGGGGAAAAAGAGAUCUUCAAAACAGUCUAGGGAAUUGACAUCUUCCCUAUAACUUCGUUUCCUUGGAUUGUGAGCUCUUCAGAGUGGGAUGGCCUUAUGUUUGUACAAUGAGAUCCCAGUCCUUGAUUGAACAAUACAAAUAUUGGCUUUGAAAAUCUCAACUGUUACCUUUUGUCACCUGGAAUCUGGAGCCAGAAUUUAAGAAUAUGAUCGUAGGAGAAAAUGACAUAACUCUGCAUUGUAUAGACCAUAUUUACGGAGUUUACGAUGAGAAAAAGAAAUCUCUGUCUGCACAACUGAAAAAAUACCCAGAGAAAUUAAUCAUCUACUGUAAAGAUCUUAGAGUAUUUCACUUCUGUCUGAGGUAUACAAAGGAAGAGGAGGUAAAAAGGAUCGUCAGUGGCAUAGUUCAUCAUAGCCAGACUCCUAAACUACUUAAACGCUUGUUUCUGUUCUCUUAUGCAACAGCUGCGCCAACCAAUACAGACAUACAAAACCAAACUGUGAUGUUUGAUGCUAUUAAGGAUUGGCGUGAGGAGUUAGAACGGACCAAAGGGAACAUGAAAUACAAAGUAUUGAGUGCCAACGAAGCCUACAAAGUCUCUGAAAAAUUGCCAUUGUAUUUUGUUGUUCCCAUGUCCCUCUCUGAAGAGAGUAUCUUGCAGUACCAAGGAAGAGGCAUUCCUAUUUGGUGUUGGUCUUGUCAUAAUGGUGCUUCUCUUCUCAAAAUGUCUGCUUUUCCCAAAGAACAAGAGGACAGCACUUCACAAAUGCACAAAAUUUUCUUGGAUGGAGUUUACAAGACAAUUAACAAACCUCCUUAUGAAGUCUUGAAAACUGAUGACCUUUCAAGCAGCCUUCCAUCUCUUCAAGACAUUCAAGCUGCAUACACUAGAUUUAAACAGCUGUUUCUGAUAGAUAACAGUACAGACUUCUGGGAUACUGAUGUAAAAUGGUUUUCAUUACUGGAGAGCACAAACUGGCUGGAAAUUGUUAGGCGAUGUCUGAAAAAAGCAAUAGAGGUGGUUGAAUAUCUGGAAGGACAGAACACAAACGUUCUCCUUGUAGAGGAGAAUGCCUCUGAUCUGUGCUGUGUGAUCUCCAGUCUAGUUCAAGUGAUGAUGGAUUCACACUACAGAACAAAGUUUGGCUUUCAGAGCCUUAUUCAGAAAGAGUGGGUAAUGGGAGGACAUUGUUUUUUGGAUCGCUGCAACCAUUUACGGCAAAACGACAAAGAGGAGGCUCCUAUUUUUCUGCUCUUCUUAGAUUGUGUUUGGCAGUUGGUACAACAGUAUCCUCCGGCAUUUGAGUUCACUGAGACUUACUUAACUGUCUUAUCAGACAGUCUCUAUAUACCGAUUUUUAGCACCUUCUUCUUCAAUUCACAGCAUCAAAAGGACGCUAACAUGCCUGGAGAAGGCCACAAUGCACAAAGCAGCCAUUUCAGGUUUCUCACAGUUUGGGAUUGGUCUGUGCAGUUUGAACCUAAAGCACAGGUUUUGCUCAACAACCCUCUUUAUGUGGAGAAGCCAAAACUGGACAAAAGUCAGCGGAAAACUACACGAUUCAAACAUCAACGACAGCUUUCUUUGCCACUGACGCAAACAAAAUCUUCUCCAAAAAGAGGAUUUUUCAGGGAGGAAACUGAUCACUUUAUUAAAAACAUUCUGGGCAAAAGAAUUAGCAAACUGAUAAAUUCUUCAGAUGAGCUUCAUAAUAACUUUACAGAAUUCUAUGAUAGCUGGCACUGUAAACCUAUUGACUUUCAUGGACUUCUGCUGCCUCACAUUGAAGGGCCAGGAAUCAAAGUUUGGGCGCAGCGAUAUUUACGAUGGAUUCCUGAAGCACAGCUGCUUGGCGGUGGUACAGUUGCCACUGCAACUAAAAUCUUGGACAUGAUAGAGGAAGUUCAGAGCUUACAGAAGAAAAUGGAUGAAAAACAUAGUCUGACAGUCCCUCAAGGCAGGGAAGCUCUUCCUAUGCUGAGAAAUUCUGCCCGUUUGUCAUCCUUGUUUCCAUUUGCUUUGCUUCAAAGACAUUCUCUCAAGCCAGUUCUGCCCACCAGCACCUGGAAAGACUUGGAAGAUGAGGAUGACUUGGCCAAGAGAGAUGAUGAGUUUGUUGAUUUAAGUGAAGUGAUUUAACAUGACUCAAACCGAAAAAUUAAAGUAUUGGCACAAAUUUCA